This is a messenger RNA of Physcomitrium patens, 1134 nucleotides long. The record is from RefSeq and is a predicted model, not a curated record. Lineage: Eukaryota; Viridiplantae; Streptophyta; Bryopsida; Funariales; Funariaceae.
UCGUCGUCGUCGUCGUCGUCGUCGUGGUCUUGACGCUUCACACUGUGGCUGUGGAAGGGAAAGCUUGAAUAUUUUCGGGUUUGUCGUUGUUGGUUUUGUUGUUGCUGAGGCUGUGUCUGGUGCGCGUGCGCGCAGGAUUGUCAUCGAUGCCGCUCAUGCGGGCGGCCACGGUCGUGGUGUAUGCUGGGGCUUACCUGUUCGUUUUGUUUUUCGCUGUGUGUUUAGCGACCGGGCUGUAUUAUUUGGCGGAGCUCGUAGAAGAGUACACUCGGCUCACUAGGAAGGUGAUUAGUUAUGUUAUUAAGUUCGUGAUCGCGCUCCAUGUGAUCUUGCUCGUGGUGGAUCGACUUCCUAUGAUUUCUAUAGGCGUUGGUAUCGCGUCCCAUGUGGUGUACCACCGUCUGUUGAAAACGUUCCCCUACAUUUCUCUCACGGCCCCUGAUUUUCUGGGAAGUAUAUGCUUGCUGAUUCUGAGUCAUGUGGUCUGGAUUCGGUUCUUCUACACCGAUCCGCGCUGCGCCUACGUUACGAUGGAGUGGCUAUUUGGGUUCAUGUUGGUGAUGGUGUGGAUGGUGCCAUUCGCCUUCUUUAUCUCUCUAGCGGCUAACGAAAGCGUGCUGCCUGGUAGUGGCGGCUUAGGAGGAUAUCAUGGAUUCGGGAGCGGCGAUUUUUCGUCUCGCGGAGAUGAUGCCUCUGCCUCUGCACCGCCCAGACAGAAGGGCAAGCGAACACGAAGUUCCAUUUUAGGGUUUUUGAAUUUUUUGAGGAGCAAGCGCGACGAGGUGUUACCGAUGGUGUCUCGGUCCAUCCCUUCGUCUCGCAGAGUCGACUAGCGUCCUCUUGAGCUUACUUUCUCAUUCCAUGAAUUCUAUCGGGUUCAAGCUCAACACAUAUAUGGAGAGGGAGAAUCUGCACGAUGUAAUGAAAGCCACUAUACGGCAUUACACAUUGUAAUUUAAACAGGUCUUUUGAAUAUCGAGGAAUUUUCUCGUAUACUACUUCAUCCUGCUCAUUGCUGUAUUAUGAUGGUAUUGCGGACUUUUGCUCUGUGUGAACAUGAAGGCACCACUGUUGUACAUUUUAUUCAAUCGCCUGAUCGACUUUCAAUAAAGCGAGUGUUAGAUUUUAUCUCAA